AUGGAAACAUUCUUCACACAAGUAACGGACAUUUUACUGAAGAGAUACACACUUUACCGCCCCAGCACCGGUCACAGUGAACUUCACCUGGUUUGUUAUAGUAAUGGUCGUAACUAUUCCCGUGCUGAGUGGUUCUGGUCACCUCAUCACCUUCAACAGUGGAAAUCAAUAGCAUCUGCAGAACGUUCUCAGCCCAUCAUCAUCAAUGUCAAUGGGUCCAACUUCGUGAAUCGACUGGUGACCUCAGGGAAACUCUUCGAUGGCAAGGAUUUCAAUGUGAGGAUUGUCCCCGUUGUGUUUCAAGAUGCCGGAGUUUACACCUGUUAUCUGGAACAAAAUCUAUUUCGCACCAUUGAUCUAAUCACAGUGAAAGUCACAGCUGAACCGUCUGAUGCAGUGACUGAGGGAGACAACGUUACCCUGACCUGCUCUGUGUCUAACGUCAUUGGGUCAAUGAGACUGGUUUGGAUCAAUGGCGAUGGCAAACGUGUUGGAGAAAAGACACUGACUGUGGAAGAGAAAUCACCGAGUCUGGUUAUUCAGAAAGCUGAGAGAGGCAGAGGGAACUGGAAAUGUGUUUUGUUUGAUCAACACCUGCCCCGGCUUUUUGUCCCGUACUAUCAGAAGGACAGUAGAUCAUUAGACAUUUCGUCCUUCACAGACAUUAGGAUCAUCAUAGUUCUGGGCUACUUGGUGAUUAAACUGGCCGUUGCUCUUGGACUAAUUUGCUGCUCGUGGAGGAUGAACAGGAGCUGCAGAAAUCCACGGGAAGUUACAGGAAAUGUCACAAACAAUUCAAACGAAGCUGUGGCAAUGCAGACCCUGAAUUCUGACCCAGAUCUGAGGGAUCAGAAUGAAUGACCCAGCGCAGAAGAGGCCGUUCAGCCCAUCAGGCUCAUGUCCAAGGAAAUCUGUAUUCCUACAAAAAUAUCGAGACCGAACGGAGACUUUGGAAAUAGAUUUGUGGGUUUAUUAUGCAUUUGCUUUGUGCUUGUUUGGUUGUCAUCUCUCCGAACUGUCGUAAGUCUGUCUUGUACACAGACCCCAAAUUAAGGAGACCUCCCCCCUCCUAAUCAAGUCCUGGAGUCUGUCCCAACCCCAUCUCUUUUUUCCAGCUUUCUCCCCCGACUCCAUCAGUCCAAAGAAGGGUCCAGACCCGACACGUCAC
Amblyraja radiata (thorny skate) is the source of this 1168-nucleotide messenger RNA. RefSeq names its product CD276 antigen homolog. Lineage: Eukaryota; Metazoa; Chordata; Chondrichthyes; Rajiformes; Rajidae. The coding region runs from base 1 to 861 and encodes 286 amino acids. The record is from RefSeq and is a predicted model, not a curated record. The transcript has 5 exons.